Molecule: messenger RNA, 1201 nt
Organism: Meira miltonrushii
Lineage: Eukaryota; Fungi; Basidiomycota; Exobasidiomycetes; Exobasidiales; Brachybasidiaceae
Exons: 1
Coding region: 203-1096 (297 amino acids)
Source: RefSeq, a predicted model, not a curated record
GCUUUAGAGUGAGUGCUCUACCGCUUCAACUCCGCUGUGGCGCGCCAGGGCGUUUAUUUUAAAUCGGGUCCAAUUAUCAUUACAAAACGCUAAAUCUAAACAACAUGGCUAAUGUUUUGUUUUUGUUUCCCUUUUUCACUCAUCAUACAUUAUCUCCCCUAUCUACUCAGCCAUGAUAUGAAGAUGAAAGAGAAUUAAAGAGAUGGCGGAGGAGGAGAAACUCACAUUCAAGACUGUCAAGUAUGCAUUUAUUCUAAUCCAAAAAACACGAUCAAAUCUCACAAAAGAAUCGGCCAUCAUUGAAAGAAUUUGGUAUAAAAGCAAAGCACAACAUAAAAGUGCAGAAUGGUUUAGAGCAAUCGAUGGCGUACGCAAAUGUUUACGCAGAUUGUUAGAUCCUAUCAAGGGCGCCGAUCACCAACAACAACAAGAUGUUCAGCCUAGGAUAAUGAAAAGCAAUGAAGUUCAAAGCGGACAGGCCGAAGGAGAGAUAUUCUGCGGAGCCUUGGAUCGCGCUUGCUCGUCUCUCGUGCAAGUCUGGUGCUCUUAUUGGGGCAAGGAAACAACAGAGAACAACAAGAGUUUACCCAAAUUUGACGGAAUACCAAAAGAGCUACCGAAUAGCGAUGCUCUUUGCUCUGCUGUUCGGGAUAUUCGGGAGUUGAUUGCUAUCAUGGAAGAGCUGUCAAAUCGGACGAGAAUCGCGGCUAAUUCACUCAUUUCUCAUUUACGUACACCGCCUGCUCCAACGUUUGCCCCAAUUACGACUGCAUGUCUUGCAAUCAUGUCUGGUCUACAUUCAGAAGCGAAUCAAUGCUUGCAUGGUCCGCAAGAUGACCCUCCCUCAGACAGUCAAAAGAGCGGAAGAAGUUCAAUCAAGUAUCUGUACAACAUCAUGUCCAGUAGCUCCGUGCCCACUUCGGAAGACAAAGGAUUCACACUGAAUGUAGGGCUAGAGCGAAAAGGUCACCAGAAGAGAAAGCAAUCCUCCGUUUCGCAAGUAGGAAAGAAGCAGAGACCCAACGAAACCACUCAGAACUCUGGGAUGAUGACCCAAGCGGACGGAACAGAAGAAGAUCUAGGCGAGAUUGUGUAAUGUCACGCUCUGUUUUGUGACAAUGAUUAACCGCAUCGUGUGUACAUUAAAAAAAAUCUGUAAAGUACAAAAAUAAAAAAUUGCGAAAAGUAUCGCUUUGUGAUA